CGCCGCCACCGGCCACAGCAGCUCUCUCCAGCCUUGGCCCAGCCUCGCCGCCCGCCUGCCGCCACCAUGAGCCAGGCCUACUCGUCCAGCCAGCGCGUGUCCUCCUCCUACCGCCGCACCUUCGGGGGUGCGCCUGCCUUCCCGAUGGGCUCCCCGCUAGGCUCGCCCGUCUUCCCACGCGCGGGCUUCGGCUCUAAGGGCUCCUCCAGCUCGGUGACCUCGCGCGUCUACCAGGUGUCGCGCUCGGCCGGCGGGGCUGGCGGGCUGGGCUCGCUGCGGGCCAGCCGGCUGGGCACCGCCCGCGGGCCUUCGUCCUACGGCGGGGGCGAGCUGCUGGACUUCUCGCUGGCCGACGCCGUCAACCAGGAGUUUCUGACGACGCGCACCAACGAGAAGGUGGAACUGCAAGAGCUCAACGACCGCUUCGCCAGUUACAUCGAGAAGGUGCGCUUCCUGGAGCAGCAGAACGCGGCGCUCGCCGCCGAGGUCGGCCGCCUCAAGGGCCGCGAGCCCACGCGCGUGGCCGAGCUCUACGAGGAGGAGCUGCGGGAGCUGCGGCGCCAGGUGGACGUGCUCACCAACCAGCGCGCGCGCGUCGACGUCGAGCGGGACAACCUCAUUGAUGACCUGCAGCGCCUCAAGGCCAAGCUGCAGGAGGAGAUCCAGCUGAGAGAGGAAGCAGAGAACAAUUUGGCUGCUUUCCGAGCGGACGUGGAUGCGGCCACCCUCGCUCGCAUAGACCUGGAGCGCAGAAUCGAGUCUCUCAACGAGGAGAUCGCGUUCCUGAAAAAGGUCCACGAAGAGGAGAUCCGUGAGCUGCAGGCCCAGCUUCAGGAGCAACAGGUCCAGGUGGAGAUGGACAUGUCCAAGCCAGACCUCACGGCCGCCCUCAGGGACAUCCGGGCUCAGUAUGAGACCAUCGCGGCCAAGAACAUCUCAGAGGCCGAGGAGUGGUACAAGUCGAAGGUGUCCGACCUGACCCAGGCGGCCAACAAGAACAACGAUGCACUACGCCAAGCCAAGCAGGAGAUGAUGGAGUACCGACACCAGAUCCAGUCCUACACAUGCGAGAUUGAUGCCCUCAAGGGCACCAACGAUUCCCUGAUGAGGCAGAUGCGAGAGAUGGAGGACCGCUUCACCAGCGAAGCCAGCGGCUAUCAGGACAAUAUCGCUCGGCUGGAGGAGGAGAUACGGCACCUCAAGGAUGAGAUGGCCCGUCACCUGCGAGAGUACCAGGACCUGCUCAACGUCAAGAUGGCACUCGAUGUGGAGAUUGCCACCUACCGGAAGCUGCUGGAGGGCGAGGAGAGCCGGAUCAGCCUCCCCAUCCAGACCUUCUCGGCCCUCAACUUCCGAGAAACCAGCCCUGAGCAGAGGGGCUCCUCCGAGGUCCACACCAAGAAGACAGUGAUGAUUAAGACCAUUGAGACCCGAGACGGGGAGGUCGUCAGUGAGGCCACACAGCAGCAGCACGAGGUGCUGUAAACAGAGACCCUGCAGCCAGAGACCACCUCCGUCCUCCUCACCGCUUCCGGAAACCAGCCUCCUCCCUCCUCAGUGCCACCCCCCAGCCACGGCCCUCCCCUCACAGCCUCUGAUGCCUCCUCACCCACCCUCACAGUCCCCACAGGGCACCUGGCCUGCCCCUGUCCCGCCACAGGGCGUACCCCCACCCCUCUGCUAACUCCAGCCGUGGGAGUCCUGGACGCUGGACUGGCCACCCUCGCUGCCUGCCUGCCCUUCAGCAUGGUGGCCCUGCUCCACUUUGUGUCCUGGGCUGGGUGGAGAAGGAGCUGGAGCCAGAAGGGUGACUGCCUCCAGCCUCCCUACCUCUGAGACCUCAGGCUCUGGCCUCUGGCAUGGGAGAGGGCACCCUGAGCUGGGGGUGGGGCAGCACAGGGGCAGGGUUGAGCCUUGCAGACCUUCAUGGGAGAGGGGCUGCCACUGCAGGAAGCUGGCCGCCUGUGGAGACGGUCCCCAGGGCCCCUUUCCCUUCCCCCUCCCUACCCUUCUCAGGGUGGGGCUUAGAAAGGGUGAGGCAAGACGAGGGAACCCCCGAAGGUGCUGGAUGUGGGAGCAUGAGGUGCAGAAGGAAGGAGGGCGGUGGGAUGCUGGAGAGGAAAGGAGGGGCGGAGAGCGGUCUCUGGCAGGGGGAGGGUGCCUGCAGCCCGCACCUGCACCUCCCCCCUGCCAGGCUCUGGUCAGAAACAAUAAACAGAAGCACAAGCCUA
Messenger RNA from Echinops telfairi (small Madagascar hedgehog), 2231 nucleotides. RefSeq names its product desmin (gene DES). Gene Ontology annotation, biological process: skeletal muscle organ development. Lineage: Eukaryota; Metazoa; Chordata; Mammalia; Afrosoricida; Tenrecidae. The transcript has 9 exons. Gene Ontology annotation, cellular component: Z disc; cell-cell junction; sarcolemma. The coding region runs from base 67 to 1485 and encodes 472 amino acids. The record is from RefSeq and is a predicted model, not a curated record.